This is a messenger RNA of Daucus carota subsp. sativus, 1991 nucleotides long. Its product is annotated as negative regulator of systemic acquired resistance SNI1. Lineage: Eukaryota; Viridiplantae; Streptophyta; Magnoliopsida; Apiales; Apiaceae. The transcript is spliced from 15 exons. Gene Ontology annotation, biological process: negative regulation of systemic acquired resistance; DNA damage response; negative regulation of DNA-templated transcription. Bases 221 to 1666 code for a protein of 481 amino acids. Gene Ontology annotation, cellular component: nucleus; Smc5-Smc6 complex. Gene Ontology annotation, molecular function: transcription cis-regulatory region binding. The record is from RefSeq and is a predicted model, not a curated record.
AGAGACCCGGGUUCAAGUCCCGGCAACGGAAUUUAUAUUUUUCUCUUUCUACUUUUUCGUGAAAAAUGGCGGAUUGGCGGGAACAUAAACCCCUUUAACUACAGGAAAAAUAAGGACCCGGGCUUGAUUAAAGCACCAUAUCAUACACAAAUAUAUUCUUGGAUGAAAUUGACAGUUUUUAUUUUUCUAGGGUUUGCAUAAAGAGAGACUUAUAGUAGAUAUGGAGGGGAAGAGAAGGAAAGAAACAAAGGGCAUUGAAGAGAACACACUGGCCAUUCUUGACACUUCUGGGUUCGGUAGAAAAGAAAUCUCUGUUGCCCAACAUGUUCAGAACCUUAAUGAUGAUCGGCUUGCUUUUCUUGAAGCUGUCAGGACUGCCUCGCUUGUUCCCGAGAAUGGCACUGCUCCGACGAGCAAAAUGUACCAAGCUAUUUUCCAAAUAUUAAGAGAAGAGAGUUCUCUAGAUUCAAUUAUGUCAAGCUAUCAACUUUUGAAAGAGUUAGACACGCGCUUCCCCAGGGUUUAUAUUUCAGAAAAGACAGAAAAUGAAUCAGCAUCUGCUAGUACUUCUCCGUUUGAAAUAGUUGUAGUUGAAGAUGCCUGGUCUCCCUUCAUUUUUGGGGUGGAUUGCCCCUUUACUGAAAAAGAUGCAUCUCGAGAAAAGCCUCCUGGAUCACUUGAUCCAUCUGGUUUUCAUCUUUUAAUAAAAGAUCUCUCUGAAAUGGAUAAUGAAGGAAGUACUGAGGAAUCACAAACAAAGUUAUUGAGGACCAUGUUAACAUUUCAGUAUCUUGUAUAUGUUCUUGAAGGAGACUUUUUACCCCGCAACCGUGCAUAUAAGGAAAAAAUGAACUGGUCCCUUCUAAGGGAGUCCUUCCUCAGCAUGAUUUUGGGAUCAAGAAGGCUCCCCUGUAAAGCAUUGAUAAAAGAUUGCAUCUCUGUGAUGCGCAUGUGCCAUGUUCGUUGUGGAACUGCUGAUGAUUUGUUAUUGUCCGAGAAUUCCUCCAAGGACAAAUUAGAAAGUUGUAGAUCUGCCGCCACCAUUGCUCUUCCUGAAAUAGAAAAAUGCUUGUGCACUGCUAUGCAGAAGCUAUUAUUGAUGAUCAUGGAGCUUGAUACUUUAAAAGAGACAGCAGAUAUGCAAGGCCUUACAACACGAGCAGAUGGUCCCAGAACUCCUGUGCCGGAGAUAAUUUUAGAUGAACUUUCUUAUAAUAGAGAUAUGCUGUCCCCUUUCCUUCAGGCAUUUCAUGAACCUCGAUGGAAGCUGGAAAUAGUUAUGCAGUAUAUUCGAAAGUAUGUUGCCAAGCCUUCUGUGCGUACUCGAAGAUCAAAUGGUUCAGCAAAUGAUGCAACCUUUCCUGAUAUCUUAAAAAGCUUUGGAAAUGGUUCUAGCACGAAGAGUAUUCUAAAAAAGAUUAGUGCUGAAGUAGCACAGUUGCUUUUAGCACAUGCUUUUCAGGCAUACUUGUCACUAUCUUUAAGAGAUCCAAGUGAUGGAUUACAUGAUUUUGAGGAGAAUCUUGGAGACUGUUCUCUUGCGGAAGUCUGCAAGUCUAUGAUCGCUGCUUUUUCCAGUCUGAAAAAGACAAAUGAGCACAUAACGAUUCUUCCUUUUGGAAAGGAAGCAUUAUUUACAGCAGCAACUAUCCUUUCAACACAAUAGAAGCUCCCGAGCAGCUAGUAGUCUUUUUACUUCAGAGACAGGUGAAUGUUGGAUCUUAAGUUAUAAUUUGCUAUCUUUUGUUCUCUUUUGUCGUCAAUGCAGAAAUCCUUGGGGGUUAAGAGUCAUGGGAUUCAGCUGUUUUGGUGUAGUAGACUUUGUUUUAGAGUUUUGCUAUUGUGAGUAUUAGUUUCAGUUGUGCAACUAUGAACAAAGUGUUGGAAAAUUGAGGAAGUUUUAAUUUGCCAAGAACCGUUCCCAUGACUGUUGAGAACUUUUCUUCAGAUAUUCUGUUAUGUAUAAUAUCUCCGCUUUCUGUUUCUUUAUA